AUGAGCCAACUUUUUACCAAUCCACUAAUCUUUUCCAAUUUAAUCCAUUAACCUUAGCCAUUUACAUAACAUUUUCACUUUUAAAAUCCUCUAUAAACUUAUUAUUCAUAAUUUUAAGUACCUUGCAAUUUUGCCCCAAUUCAUAACCACUAGAGUGAGCAGUAUAUAUAGUUAUAAUUACCAUUUAAUGGAUAUCCUGAUUAUGGUAAUCCUCUUACUUAUCCGAUAAUCAACACUGAGAUCUCCACAACCUCUUAAAAAACUAGUUUGGCUAUUGCAGAUUCACAAACAACUUAUCAAAUUAUGGAUCCCUUUCAACAGCAUCUUCCCAACAAAUAAAAGUUACGUGAUUAUAUUCUGUUAAUUAUCGAUGACCAUCAUCAAAUCAACGAUAUUAAACAAAACCUUAGAAAUAUCAAUCAGGCUCAAUUAGCCAAAAUCUUGGAAAUUUUAGCUACCAAAUAGUCUUAGUAAAUCAAGAGUCGAGAAGAAUUAAUCAAGUUUUGUCUAAGAAAAGCAUUCAGGUUCAUAUUCAAGAAAAUAUCCGAAAGAGACCACAUUUCAAGUACUAUUAUCAACAACUUAUUAGAAACUAAUUUAAAAACAGCUCGAUAAGAGUUUCUAACAAUUAUGGAGUAGGAAAAGAAGAUUCCACUUAUUCUUCCAUUUAGAAAAAACAGUAAAAACAAAACAAUGAAUAAUGAUUUUUUAAAAGAAGUAUUUUCAUCUCAAAUUUUCCAAAGCUUUUAUAAAGAGUUUUUAGGUAUUUUCUGUUCUAAAUAUAGAACACCUCGACGAUACUAUACAAGCAGAUAGAAAAAAGAAGAUUGAUAAACUAUAGGACAAAAUUUGGUUGAGUUUAAGGGAUAACAAAAUAGUAAUUAUAUAUUCAAUUAAUUUAUAGACAACCUUUGAUAUUAAACGACUUCCUUGGACACACAAAAACACAGAAAGAAUGAAGUCUAUAGCUUUUGAGUUGUUAACAUUUUCAUAAAAUUGA
Molecule: messenger RNA, 1000 nt
Organism: Paramecium octaurelia
Lineage: Eukaryota; Ciliophora; Oligohymenophorea; Peniculida; Parameciidae
Source: the annotation of a GenBank genome assembly